CAGAAUCGCAAUUAAUACAUUCCGAUCUUAACCCAUAAGAAAAGCAAGGUAUCGAAAACAAACAAUCUGAACACAUAAAUUGCAGAGGAAGGAGCAAGAAAGAACACGUGAAGCAGAAGAAGACAUGGCGUUGCAGUGGUUGAUACUCACAUACGUGGUCGCGGCUGAGGCUGCGGUGGCCAUUGUGCUAACGCUUCCGACACCCAAACUUCUCAGGAACCGUUUGGCUUCUCUCGUUUCCCUCAUUCUUCAACCCGCGCUUUUCAUCGUCCCCUUUGCGGGGUUCCACCUCCUAGAUAUAUACUGGAAGAAUGAGCAUCGGUUGAUGUGUACCUCUGAAGUUUGCACUGCUGCGGAGAGGGAUCGAUAUGAGAAAUCUAUAUACAAAGCUCAGAGGAAUGUAAUCCUGUGCAUCACAUCAAUUCUUCUUUACUGGUCUAUCAGCCGUAUUUGCAAGUAUCAGAAGGAUGUGGAGAGUAUGGAGGAAGUGGAGAAGAGAUACAAGUCCCAGUAGAUAUUUGUAGUCAUGGAUAGUGGUGGAGUCUAGUAAUAGUAGUGUCUAUGGACAUGCCAACAUGAUGUACUAAAUUUUCAAAUUCCAAUCUUUCUUUAUUAUGCAGUUUGGGAUGUGUUUUUGACUUCUAUGUUGUUUAAUGCUUUUUAGCCUAUAUCAGGGAAAUAUUUUUCUUUUAAUGUUAAGAGUGUGUUUGGUUUCGGUGGGAAAAUUUUGAGAAUUGUUUUUGCCACUUCUCAAACUUUAUUUUAGUAAAAGUAAAGAUGUUCUGUUUU
Vigna unguiculata (cowpea) is the source of this 789-nucleotide messenger RNA. Its product is annotated as B-cell receptor-associated-like protein. The record is from RefSeq and is a predicted model, not a curated record. Lineage: Eukaryota; Viridiplantae; Streptophyta; Magnoliopsida; Fabales; Fabaceae. Gene Ontology annotation, biological process: intracellular protein transport; endoplasmic reticulum to Golgi vesicle-mediated transport. Gene Ontology annotation, cellular component: endoplasmic reticulum membrane; endoplasmic reticulum.